UGUGUGUGCAGCGCUGCGCUGCGGCUUCAGUUUAGCGGAUAAAGUUGAGACUUUUCUGUCUGUGCGUCUGUGACAUGAGAAGUGAGUGAGGCUCCACACGGAGAGAGACCUUCAGGACGACCACCAGCGUCACAGCAUCGGAGCGUCCUCAUUGGCUGAGAUCCAGCUGGAGGCGGAGUCAGAGUGACGGCUGUGUCGUGGCCAGGACUUCCUCUGAACGGGGGACAAGAUGCUGCUGACUUCCUGCUCCGCCCCCUGCAGUUACACCUGGCUCUGGUGCCUCCUGAUGAUGCUGACAGCUCCUCCAGCAGCUCUCGGGGGUGACCACACAGAACCGUGCGCUGGGCGGGACUGCUCCACCUGCCAGUGUUUUCCAGCCAAAGGAGCAAGGGGUGCUCCAGGUGGUCUGGGGCAGCAGGGCCAUCAGGGGCCCCCAGGAUUCCCAGGUCCUCAGGGGCCUCCAGGAGAAAAGGGCCAAAGAGGAGAUGAGGGGCCAACAGGAGCUGCAGGACUGAAAGGAGACCUGGGCAGUGUCGGUGUUCUUGGUUUUCCGGGUUUAGAGGGAGUCCCGGGACACCCGGGCCCUGCUGGAGGUCCAGGUUUUCCAGGUCUGGACGGAUGUAAUGGGACCAGAGGGCAGAGAGGAGAUCCUGGACUUCCCGGAGAACAAGGACGUGAUGGAGAACUGGGUUUUCCAGGACUGAAAGGAUUUCCAGGAGAUCCAGCAGUGUACUUCAUUCAGUACCCUGGAGUACCUGGAGAUGUGGGGCCCCCUGGUCUUCCUGGACUGCAGGGUGAGCAGGGUCUCCCUGGUUCAGUAGGAGGUGUGGGUUCAGACGGACUGGAUGGGACCAACGGUCUCCCUGGUCUUCCUGGUUCCAGGGGUCCACCUGGAGAAAAAGGUCGAUCUCUCCCUGGACAGAAAGGAGACGAGGGGGAUCAGGGCCUCCAGGGGCCCCCGGGGCCGUUUGAGUACGUCGACCCUCCAGAGGACCUGUACAUCAAAGGAGAAAAGGGCCAUCGAGGGAUUAAAGGAGUCUGUGGAGCUGAGGGACUGCUUGGCAUGGACUCUCUCCCAGGAAUCAAAGGAGAGAAAGGGGUUCCUGGGUUCCCUGGGCCCAGAGGAUUUUCUGGCAUCCCCGGUCUGCUCGGAGAGAAAGGAUUCAAGGGGAUUCAAGGAAGUCCAGGUCUCCCAGGUCUGAUUGGACGAGAAGGUCCUAAGGGCAUGAUGGGAGAUCCAGGUCCUAAAGGCCUCCCUCAGGAGGUAGAUGUUACACACACAGGUGAUGUUGGAGGCACCGGGCCCCAGGGACUGAGCGGCCCUGAAGGAGACAUGGGGCUGAUGGGAAUGCAUGGUCCCCCUGGAGCCCCUGGCCUCUCCAUACCUGGUCCAGCAGGUAUUGUAGGUCAGAGUGGAGUUCCAGGAUCCAAAGGGGAGAGAGGAGAUCCAGGUCAGGUCUAUAAAGAUGGACCCACACCUGGAGAACCUGGAAAACCAGGACAUCCCGGACUUAGAGGAUUGAAAGGAGAACCAGGAAGUCCAGGUCGUUACUGUCUUCCCGGGGCCCCAGGAGAAUCAGGAGACUUGGGUCAACAGGGACUCACAGGGGAUCAGGGAUUCCCAGGGUUUAAAGGCUCUAAUGGUGCCUGCAAUUGUGGCCCUCCUUUCAUACUAAGGGGCCCCCCCGGCCCUGUGGGUGACUCGGGAAAUCAGGGGUUUCCAGGAGUCCCAGGGGCCCCAGGGCAGAGAGGAGAGAAAGGUUUACCUGGAGAUACUGGAGAUACUGGAGAACAGGGUCUGGGUGGAUUUCCAGGCGUCAAAGGGUUAAAGGGUCAGAAGGGAGAUUUCAUUGUGGUGGAUAGAUUAGGUGAGAAAGGAAACAUUGGCCAGUACGGCCCCCCAGGCAGACAAGGAUUCUCUGGGAGAAGAGGACGUGAUGGACUCUCUGGCACCCCUGGUAACCCUGGUCCCCAGGGUGACAGUUUUACCAGCUCUCCUGGAGACAGAGGCUUCCCAGGGUUUUUAGGGCCAAAGGGAUCAUCAGGACCUCAAGGCUCUCCAGGAGCAGAUGUAGGUGGAGCAAUAGGAAAGCGUGGGCCCCCUGGGGAGCCGGGAGCUCCAGGAUUCCUGGGUCCCCCAGGGCCAAAAGGGACUACUGGUGACACUCUGCCCUGUGUACCCAGAAACCCCGGCCCCCCGGGGGAGAAGGGAGACACUGGGAACGCAGGUUACACAGGACUCCCAGGUCCUUCAGGUUUUCGUGGCAUCACUGGACCUGAUGGAAUUAAAGGAGACAAAGGACAGUCUGGACUUCCUGGACUACCUGGACGACAAGGACCUCCAGGACUUGUUGGAGAUACUGGAGAAGAAGGAUCUGAAGGCUUCAGUUACGGAGGAGAUCCAGGCUCUCCAGGGAUUCCAGGCUAUCCUGGGCUCAGGGGCCCAGCAGGAGACUCUGAUGUCGGACCCUCAGGACCCAUUGGCUUCCCAGGACCACUGGGCUCUCAGGGACCUAAAGGAGUUCCUGGUCCCCCCGGCAUAGAUGGACUACAAGGAGUCCAGGGUCUGGCCGGGGGCCCUGGAGCAAAGGGCCAGAGAGGGCAGGAUGGAGCCCCAGGUAUCACUGGUCCCCCAGGUCCUUCACCUGGCCUUUGUGACAUAGGAAAACCCGGUUCCAAGGGCCCCUUUGGCCCUCAGGGACCCAUUGGACCCCCAGGUUUUCAGGGAGAGAAAGGUGAGACUGGGGAGGUGGGUCCUCCAGGCUUUGGCCUUCAAGGCCCUUUAGGGAAACCAGGUUCUCCAGGUGUCCCAGGAUACCCGGGGCCCCAGGGCCCCUCUGGCCCCAUUGGAGACUCUGGACUGCCAGGACCCGACGGUCAGAAAGGUCUGUUGGGACCCCAAGGCACGUAUGGAGCGCAAGGGGCUUCAGGACAGACUGGGGCCACUGGAGCUCCAGGAUGGACAGGAGAGAGAGGGUUCAAUGGACGAGAUGGAGUUCAAGGAUGUGAAGGGCCAAAAGGAGAGAAGGGAUGUAAAGGGCCCCCAGGGCCUCCAGGAGAUACCAUGUGUGUCCCAAUCAAAGGAGAGACAGGAAAACCAGGACCUUCCGGAAUCAAAGGUUUCCCUGGACCACGAGGAAGUAAAGGUGUGCGAGGCGUUACUGGUAAGCCAGGGUGUCCAGGCAGCAAUGGCCCCCCAGGUAUUGUUGGACGCCCAGGACUGCCAGGUUCCUGCGGUAUGUCAGGAUCCCCUGGACCACCUGGACGUCAAGGACCUCCAGGACUCAUUGGCUUCCCUGGACCAACUGGAGAUCAGGGUGACCCAGGAUGUCCAGGGAAAUCUGGAGAGCCUGGUCACCAAGGAUGUACGGGACAGAAAGGUGAUAAAGGAGACUCUGUUGGUUCUCCUGGCCUACCUGGAAACAGGGGGCCUCCUGGAGACUUUGGCCCCACAGGACCUCCUGGACCUCGAGGAGAUCCCGGAAGACCUGGUUUCCUCGGGCCUCCGGGACAGAAAGGAUGCAAAGGAGAUCCAGGCCACCAUGGAGACCCAGGUUCACCAGGUGUGACCGGUCCUUCAGGUCCCGGAGGUCGUCCAGGUUGUCCAGGUCUUCCUGGUAAAGCAGGUGCUGAUGGUCCUCCAGGAGCGCAGGGCUGCCCGGGACUCCAAGGUCCUCCUGGACCACUGGGACUUCAUGGACUGGAUGGACUGAAAGGAGUGAAAGGGGACAUGGGGACCAGAGGUCUGGGUGUGCAGGGUCCUCCGGGUCUCCAAGGUCUUCCAGGGGAUAAGGGUCCUCCAGGUCCUUCAGGUCCCUCUGGUCCAUCCCAGCCUGGACAACCAGGACCCAACGGCCCCCCAGGACCCAAAGGACCUCCAGGUAGUUUUGGACCUCCAGGUAAACGUGGACCCAACUGUCAAAAUCCAGUCUCAGGCCCAGGUGGAGAUCCUGGUUGUUCUGGACCAGAUGGAGAGCCAGGUUGUGUUGGGGACAUGGGGGAUCCAGGUCCUAACCCUCCAGUACUUGGGGAUGAAGGGGACAAUGGGGACUCAGGAUGCCGGGGUCAAAUUGGCUCAAAGGGAUCUCUGGGACCCAAAGGACUGCCAGGCAACCCUGGAGACUGUGGAGUGAAAGGUAUGAAGGGGUCACAAGGUCUGAUGGGACUACCUGGUAAUCAGGGCCCUAGAGGUUGUACUGGUCAGAGAGGGCCUCCAGGACCAAAAGGACUUGAUGGACCAGUGGGUCCAAAGGGAGAAAGAGGCGGAGUCUCCCCGUGCCCUACUUACCCUCCCCCACAGCCUGGUCCCCCGGGCCCCCCUGGCCCCCCUGGUAGACUUGGAGAGGCUGGCCUCCAGGGAGAAAAUGGCCUGAAGGGAUUCAAAGGUAUGAGGGGGAAUCCUGGAUCUGAGGGACCAAUAGGCUUUGUGGGGCCCCCAGGUCGAGACGGAAACCAAGGAGAGCCAGGCCUGCAGGGGGAGCAAGGAGUAGAUGGAGCCAAAGGUGAUGCUGGUCCAGUCGGUGACCGCGGUUCUCCUGGAAUAUCCAAAAACUUGAACUCGGGCUUCCUGUUGGUUAGGCACAGCCAAUCAAAGAACAUUCCCACCUGUCCAUUAAACAUGAGGCCCCUGUGGAACGGAUACAGUCUGCUCUACUUGGAGGGCCAGGAGAAGGCUCACACUCAGGACCUUGGUCAAGCGGGGUCGUGUAUGCGAGUCUUUUCCACCAUGCCAUUCUCCUCCUGUAACAUGGGAGCCUGCUCUUACGCCAGUCGUAAUGAUAAAUCCUAUUGGUUGUCGACAACGGCAGCCGUACCCAGCAUACCUGUGGGCGGACCCUCCAUUGAAGAUCACAUCAGCCGCUGUGUAGUGUGUGAAGCCCCCUCCGCACCUGUCGCACUGCACAGCCAGACCGCCGACCAGCCAGACUGCCCCCCCAAGUGGACGAGCUUGUGGACCGGAUACUCCUUCCUCAUGCAUACAGGUGCCGGUGAUGAGGGCGGCGGCCAGUCUCUGACAUCAUCAGGUAGCUGUCUGACAGACUUCAGGGCCCAGCCCUUCGUGGAGUGUCAGGGGCCUCGUGGAACCUGCCACUACUUUGCCAACAUCUACAGCUUCUGGUUAACCAGAGUGGACACGAGCACCUCCACUUCCAACAAGCCCUCCACCACGCUGACCGAGGCCUGGCAGCAGAGGGGGAACAUCGGGAGGUGCAACGUCUGCAUGAGGAAGUGAGUAGGGGGAACAUCACCUCCUCCCGCAGGAGGGAGUGAGGAGAUGCUUCACCACCUCCUCCUGCAGGAGGGAGGAGCUCCUCUUCCACCGAGGGGACACACAAGACAAGACUCGUUUAUUUGUCUCUGUGAGGAGAGACUGUCAUGUUAAAGAUAACGCUGCCAAUCAAUCAAUCAGUCAAUUAAUCAGUCAAUCAAUCAAUCCUGUUAAGAUCAACAGGAGUGAGUCAGAGCAGUACAAAUGAUCAAACUGAUUAACAUCUUGUUACCAAACGUCAUGGAUGUUUGAACUGAGGUUGUGUGAUGUCACUGUUUCAUUUUAGUUUGCAUGAUGUUUGAUCUCAAAGACUCAUUAAUAAAUAGGUCAUCUGAUCAAAACCAGGACUUUGAUCUUAACAGUUUUUCUAGGUUUCCUCUAGACAAAACCAUUUUCUUGGAAUAAACAGAGGUCCUAAUCCAUUUCAACACAUAGAACCAGGUACUGGGAGAUCUUCAGUAUAACAUACCUGUAUCUCCCACAAGCGGGUUGAAAAUCCAGCAGUAGGACAACUGACCUGACAACAUGAUCAGACAGUUUAUUUUACCUGCUUGUGUCCAGCUAAGAAUGAACUUGUUAAUAUUUUUGUCUGGUGAAGUCUAUGUGCUGGUUUCCUCAGUGUUGUCUUUUACCACUAGGAGGCGCUAAAGUCAGAAAUAUUUCAAUCUUACACAAGUAAAAACAGUGAGUUGUUUGUCAAUAUUUGUGGUUGAACCAGUCAAAGGAAACCUUAUGAUGGAUAAUCAAUAAUUAUAAAUAACCUUUGUGCCAACCUGUUCAAUGCACACAUGCUGUUUUCUGCAUAAAAUGUUAUUAUUUAUUUAUAAUUUUGUCCAAACGUAAAAGUUGAAAAGUUCUUUUGGCCCCGUCCUGUUUAUAACUUCAGCUACAUGUGAGGUCAGAGAGAGUUUGAGACCUUCAGCCAACAGCAGCACAGAACCAGCACUCACAUAAUAAACUUAUAACAAUAAUAAACUUUAUUUAUACGGCACUUUUCUCGACAAUGUACUUUACAAAGUGAAAUCUCUCAUCUCAGUAGUAACUCAUUAAUAACUUUGACUCGUAUCGUUCAACCCCAGUUUGAACCCUGACGUGAUGUUGUGAUGAAUUUAACAGAAUAAUUUUUCAUUUGUUCCAAGUCAUAUUUAUUACUGUCACUGUUGUCAGGUGAAAACCUUGUAUCACAAAAAUAUCGUUGCUCUGGAAACCAGACUGGUUUUACAUACUUAAGUGCAUUUUAAAACCUGGUAGAUCAUGUCGUCAUUGGCUUAUUGACAAGUUACAAGGUUUUCACAUUGCAAAGUCACAUCCUGUGAUGUCACAUCCAGUGACAGCUGAUUGGUUGUUGCGUUGGAGUGACGUUCUCUCGUCAUCAGAGGAACACCUGAGUGAAAUUUAUCCCCGCCUCCAGACCCGCCCACAGCCCAACCAGAAGUGCAGUGAAAAUGCAUUCUGAUUGGCAAGCUGAGAGGCAGCGACUUUGUGUGAUUGGUCAGUCAGUAUUUUGUGAAUAAGUAGGGACAGACUCGUGUGAGAAGCUGUGAAUAUAUUUGACCUUAAACCUUGAAAUGUGUUUUUGUUCCAGUUUUCUUCAGAUCAGACGUUCGAGCUCCUCCCUCAGCUUCUUUUACAUGUUUCAGUUUCAGUGUAAAAACCAAGAAAUGUCUGCAGUUUAACACAGAAAUGAUUGGACUCAAGGCUCAUUUAACUCUAAACAAACGAGUAGUGACAAUCUGAACAAGAUGAGCUGCAGCACUGAACCAGAACCAGAACCAGGACAGGUUCAGAACCAGAAGCGGAUGAGAGCUGAGUUUUUAUCUUCCACAUUCAUCCUGUAAAGUCUUUUUCGUUCUUUACUUUGUUGAUUUGAAUAUUUCUUUGUGUUAUAAAGUUCACUUGAAUAUUUGUCUGAUAGUUUCAUAUAAAAACAUGACAUAACAAUAAAAAAAUGAACUUAUGAAAACAUAUUUAAAAACUUCACUUUAAGUGACUUCCUGCUUUCAGUUCAGCUUCUAUAUCUGAUCCUGUUUCAGUUUCUGGUCCUAGUCCUGGUCUGGUCCUAGUCCUGGUUCUGUUACUGUAUUAUCUCUCUGUGAUUUGUAAAUAUGUUUGAACUCAACCGUUUUAUAUUUUUACUGUAAAUGUCAUCAGAGUAUUUAUUUAGCCUGAAAUUAAUGUUGGUGCUAUUUGAUGUUUCAUUUGUUCGUUUUUAUUUUAUUUUGGAAAAUGAUGACGCAGUGAAGCCCCGCCCCUCUCCAUCCUCCGCCAAAAUAAAAUGACAAACAUGAACAUGUGUUAACAAUGGCAGACUGAUUUAUCAGGAUGAAAAUUUAAUGUAAAAAAACAAUCAGGAAAAAAAGUAUUGUGUCAUUAACAGUGACAUCAUAGACAAUUUCUUUCAUCAAACUUUAUUAAAACACAAUGCUUGUUUUUGGUGAUAAAGAUUUAAGAUAGGAGAGGUCUGUGUUUAUAUUAAAGACCAAACACUGGUUUUGGUUUGUUAAAGUGUAGAAAUCCUUGUCAAUCUGAGACUCUAACAGAGAAUACCAGGUACAGAAAAUCAAGUGGGUGGGACUUCUAUAUUACCUGAGGAGGGGGAGGUAUCACUGUGUCUUCAUUCUGUUUUUAUUGUAUUUAAAUCUGUCGGUGAUAUUUUAAUCUCUGUAGGAGGAAACUUCCCACUAACACUUGUGAAACAUUUUACUCUGUGGAUGGACGACUUCAAUAAAUUGCAUCAAACUUU
This is a messenger RNA of Seriola dumerili (greater amberjack), 8012 nucleotides long. It is a transcript of the gene col4a4, whose product is annotated as collagen alpha-4(IV) chain-like. The transcript is spliced from 47 exons. Lineage: Eukaryota; Metazoa; Chordata; Actinopteri; Carangiformes; Carangidae. Gene Ontology annotation, molecular function: extracellular matrix structural constituent. The coding region runs from base 230 to 5233 and encodes 1667 amino acids. The record is from RefSeq and is a predicted model, not a curated record. Gene Ontology annotation, cellular component: collagen trimer.